This is a messenger RNA of Anopheles coustani, 2859 nucleotides long. RefSeq names its product adipocyte plasma membrane-associated protein Hemomucin-like. Lineage: Eukaryota; Metazoa; Arthropoda; Insecta; Diptera; Culicidae. The transcript is spliced from 3 exons. Gene Ontology annotation, molecular function: strictosidine synthase activity. Gene Ontology annotation, biological process: biosynthetic process. The record is from RefSeq and is a predicted model, not a curated record. Bases 264 to 2072 code for a protein of 602 amino acids.
CAGACUGCGGUGGAACCGAAUAAUAAAAGUGUCCGAUUUCCUCGUCGGGAUUGGGAUUUGGAUUGUGUUAACGUCGGUGUUCGGUUCACGUCUAGUCAUUAAUGAGAUAAGUGCAGUUCUCUGAUAAGCGCUUGUUCAAUAAUCGAUGCAAGUUUGUGGUAGAUCGUAGCCGAAUCUGAAAUCGUCACGUACCCCUGCAUCGGCAUUCGGGUGGCAGCUCUUCUAUUUUGUAGUGAAAGUAGUCUUCAAACCAUCUAUCCGUGAUGGGUCUCCUACGCGUAACCCGUACGAGAAUAAUCAACUUCCUAGGGUUCUUUUUUCUGAUCGUGCUAUUGCCAGGCCUUCCGCCUAAGACGACCUUUCCUUUCGAAGGAUUUAGUUUUGCUAAGCCACGCGAACUCAAGGGAGCGCUAGAACCGACGAAUCAUCUUGACAAUGCAGAAAGAUUGUUCGAAGGCAAAAUCUACGGCCCCGAAGCAUUGCUCGUCAGGGGAAAAGAUCUCUUUACAACGAUUCAUGGCGGUGAAGUAAUUCGUAUUAACGGUGACCACAUUACGCACAUUGCCAAGUUUGGAAAGCCGUGUGAACUAUCGUUUGAGGAAGAAACAUGUGGCCGUCCGUUGGGUCUUGCUUUCGAUACGAAAGGCUCAAACCUCAUUGUAGGUGAUGCGUACUAUGGCAUUUGGUUGGUCGACCUGACAAACGGCAACAAAGAACUUCUCGUUUCGCCGGAUACGAUGCUAGAGGGCAAAGGAGUGAACCGAAAGGCCAAAUUCUUUAACAGUGUGGUGGUGGCACGCAAUGGAGAUAUUUUCUGGACGGACUCUUCUUCAGAUUUCACGCUCCAAGACGGCGUGUUUGCCGUAUUUGCGAAUCCAUCUGGGCGCUUAUUUAAGUACGAUCGUGCUACCGGCAAAAACAAGGUGCUACUCGAUCGACUGUACUUUGCGAACGGUGUCGCCUUAAGUCCCGAUGAAGAAUUUGUGCUGGUUGCCGAAACCAUGGCCUCCCAGAUUCGUCGUUACUAUCUGAAGGGUCCGAAAGCUGGUACGGAUGAUAUCUUUAUCGAUGGCUUGCCGGGUAUGAUCGAUAAUCUGAUCUCGGACGCCGAAGGUAUUUGGGCACCACUAAUCCAAGCGGCCGACAACGAGAAUCCAUCGAUCACCCAAAUGAUGUCGUCGGUUCCGCUGAUCCGUAAGUUUAUCAUUCGUAUGCUUGCCUUGGCCGAGCUGCCGAUGCGAUUGAUCCAUCAAGUGGUGCCAAAUGUACACACGCAGCGCCUUAUUCACGCCAUCGGACACUUCGAGUCGAUGAGCUUCCUAACGCCGAGUCGUCAGACUUUGGUCAAAAUUGGUUGGACUGGUCGAAUCCUUGGUUCGUUGCACGGUUUUGAUGGAACUGUUGGUAGCGUGUCACACGUGGCUGAAAUGGGCGAUUAUCUGUAUCUGGGUUCUCCGUACAACAAGUUCCUGGCGCGCGUUCCACUGCCAAAGAUUCCCAAGGUUGAAGUACGCGACGUUAAGUACAAGCCGGCCACUGAAACAACAGUUCCGCCGAAGGCAACAACGACUACUACUACCACGACCCCUAAACCAGUGACGACGACGACCACCACGCCAAAGCCAACCACUACUACGCCUAAACCAACAACAACGACUACUACCCCAAAACCGGCGACGACAACGACGACCACCACCCCGAAACCGGCAACGACAACGACAACUACCACCCCGAAACCAGCAACGACUACUACGACCCCGAAACCGGCAACGUCUACUACUACAACACCUAAGCCAACUACGACCACCACUCCGAAGCCGAAAACCACUGCCACACCAAAGGCUCAAAAACCCACGGAAACUCCCAAGCCAUCAACUGAGGUUCCGGCAGUAGAGAAAAAGAAAGAGACUAAACCCUCCGCACAAUCUACGAAGCCAUCCACGGAAAAACCAGCCACCGAGAAGCCGGUGGAUCCGGCACCGAUUCACGAAAAGAUUCCCAAUGACACUCCGAAACCGAAGGAGGAAAAAUUAAAAGUGAUUAAGAAGGGUGGUGAGCAUGGCGAGCUGUAAGCAGUAGCACCGGGUCCAUCCAAUGACCGGAUCAUAGAAAACAUGCACAACACGGGUAGAAAUAUCACUUCAACAGCAAAACAAAAAAUUUAGCGUACGAAUUCCUCUUAGUAUCGCGCAACAAUUAGACCAUAAGCUUUGGAAGGCUGCUGUGGCGCGAUCGAACGAAGCGAUAGGGUUCCAUCAGGGAGAUGGAAAGCCCAUUUAAGAUAGAGAUAUCAGUGCAGCUUAUGUGAAACAUUCUUGUUAAAUUCAUUCCAUGAGUGAUGUGUGUUUUAUACUUUUAUGUUUUUCAGAUUUAAUUUUCUCAUUAUCGUCUCAGUGAAAGUUAGGUGAUUUAGAAACAUUCUUUCUUCGUAUGCAUACAUUCUAUACAUUGUGAAUUUUCAUAGAUGGAUUCCAAUUGUGAAAGGUGUGCUCGAGAAGGGACCUCACUUCCGCCGUUUUUCCUGCGUGGAAAACUGGCAGCGAUCGGUGAAAAUGGGAACCAACUCGAGCCUACCGGUCCUUGUAAGGGUUGCUAGAAAUGAACUUGUUUUUCGACUGAUUGGACUACUGGAAACUGAUACUCUUUAUAUAUUUAUUUUCGGUUGAAUGUUUCGAAAUUAUGUUUACUGGACCGGGGUCCCGAAGGAGAAGGAAAAAUAUAUUUCGUUUGCUUGGGUAAAUGGAGCGCAUUCGGUAAUUUCAGUGAAAGAAAGCAAUAAGUCGAAGUAAUACAUUUGAAUUGCAACAGACAAGAAAAUGUGCAAGGCAAGGAUUUUAAAUUUUUAUUUUUUCUUUUCUU